Molecule: messenger RNA, 1127 nt
Organism: Musa acuminata subsp. malaccensis (wild Malaysian banana)
Lineage: Eukaryota; Viridiplantae; Streptophyta; Magnoliopsida; Zingiberales; Musaceae
Product: extradiol ring-cleavage dioxygenase
Molecular function (GO): ferrous iron binding; zinc ion binding; oxidoreductase activity, acting on single donors with incorporation of molecular oxygen
Source: RefSeq, a predicted model, not a curated record
AGGAAUAGGUUUGCCUUACGUUGUUUCGUAAAGCCGCGGGUUUCGUUGGGUUGGAGCUUUGUUGGCUGUCGAAUUCGAUCGAUCAGAGGGAAAGAGAUGGACACGUUCUUCUUGUCGCACGGGUCGCCGACGCUGUCGAUCGACGAGAGCUUGCCGGCGAGGUGGUUCCUGAAGUCGUGGCGGUCCAAGGUGUUCCAGGCGGUGCCCAGCGCAAUCCUCAUCAUCUCCGGCCACUGGGAGACCGAUUCUCCCACCGUGAAUGUCAUCAACGGCCACAACGACACCAUCUACGACUUCUACGGCUUCCCCAAGCCCAUGUACAAGCUUAAAUACCCUGCACCGGGUGCACCCAACCUGGCAAAGAGAGUGAGGGAACUGCUACAGAAUGCUGGCUUCGGCCAAGUAAAAGAGGACAGGACUCGCGGACUCGACCAUGGUGCAUGGGUUCCGCUGAUGCUCAUGUAUCCAGAGGCAGACAUACCUGUGUGCCAGCUUUCAGUACAGACAAACAAGGACGCUACAUACCAUUACAACAUGGGGAAGGCACUGGCCCCUCUUAGGGAUGAGGGAGUACUUAUAAUUGGAUCCGGAAGUGCUACUCACAACUUGAGAAUCUUGAAUCGGGAGAGCCAGAAUGUGGAAAAAUGGGCUCUGGACUUUGAUACAUGGCUCACGGAGUCACUGAUAAACGGGAGACAUGAUGAUGUGAACAACUACGAGGAGAAGGCACCCAAUGCAAGAAAGGCACACCCAUGGCCGGACCAUUUCUAUCCGUUGCAUGUGGCCCUUGGAGCUGCAGGGGAACAAGCUAAGGCUGAAUUAAUUCAUAGUAGCUGGAGCUACGCCGCUCUUUCUUAUUCCUCAUACAGGUUUACUACUGCAUAAUGACCAGUGACAAAUAAGCUCCCAAGUCAUGUAACUUACCGCUCGUGCUAUGUUUUAUCAUGUCUCAUCGCCUACCUGCUGUCAUCCGGUAGCUGCAUCAAGUUGGAUGUUUGUAUGUGUAAGUGCAGCCUUUGCUACUAAAUAUGCAUUUGCUUAAAAUGUAAAGCUGUCAUCAUUUAUGCAAUGUGAACAUUGUGCCCAUAUGCAAUAAAAUUUCCCUAUGUUUUUGGUUCUUUGGUCAA